Molecule: messenger RNA, 3084 nt
Organism: Bombyx mandarina (wild silkworm)
Lineage: Eukaryota; Metazoa; Arthropoda; Insecta; Lepidoptera; Bombycidae
Product: transmembrane protein 39A
Cellular component (GO): membrane
Source: RefSeq, a predicted model, not a curated record
GAGUUUGUGAUUGAGAGAUUCGCUUUACACAUAUCGUCGUGUUGGUGUUUAUUGUGUAGAACAUUCAGAAAAUUAUUUAUUGUGAAACUAUUCAAAAGUUUUAACAUGUGAGUGAUGAGUUGUACGGAAAAUGAAAGUGGCCCUUUUGUCGUGUUCUUCUUACCAGCAAUUGUCGGCUGUCUGACUAUACUUUUAGCUAGACGCUGGGCAAAUUCUCAAGUUAGCAAUACUUCAUCAACAGCCGUCUCAAGACGGCGGAAAAUUAUUAAAGACCCGCUCAUUAAGAGACCUUUGCCUCCUAUCGCUUGUAAAAUGGUUCACCCUGGAGCGAAAAAGGCCACAGGGACGAAUAAUAAGAAGUGUACAUACCCAGUUGAGGAUGAUGUAAGUGGGGGGAAACGUGUUGGCCGUCAAACUAGGGUGACUCCAAAUACAGCGCCAACAGUAACACUAGCAGAUAUCAAGCUAGCUGAAGGACCCAUACCACCGAAACACAUUCCAUUCCCACAUAUACCCCAAGAUGGACCGUUACUAUUUGAAGUACUGAUGUUUAUGUUCACACUGGCAGCAACAGGACUACAGUUUUUGAACCUGUAUAGGACCACUUGGUGGCUACCAAAUUCAUACACAAACCAGGCUAUGAAUUUCUACCUGAUCGACCCACAUUUGGUAGCUUUUAUAAUUACUUUACUAUUCAGAAGAUUAUUGUUGAGCAUUAGCUUGGUCAUUUUGAGGAUGAUGCUGCCACCGAAAUUAAUGCCACAGGCUGUGGUGGCUGCAAGAAUGUUCAUCCUUGGAGUGAUAUUAGGAGCCCUUGCCUGGUGCACGUACUUCAUCAUGCUUAAAUAUCCACUUCUCAAGAUAUUCUACUUGUGUUAUCCAGCAGUAGUAUACGUGCUCCUGUUCGGCUUCCAAUCAUCACCGUUCUUGGAGCUGAACAACUCUGAGGCCCCGCCGCUGCACUGCUGCACGCACGACCCGGGGCAGGUCAGGGCCGAAGUGGAGGUGCUCAGACACGACUUCAAUAUGAGAGUCAAGAAAAUACUCUUCAAUUCGGUGUCCGGGGCUUAUUACUCCAGCUUCAUACCUUGCUGUUUUGCGCAGCCCUACCUGUACUACGAGGUGUAUGGGGCGUCGCAGCAGAUCGCGUUUGUGUUGGGAGGACUGUUCGGUCGCUACGUGAGCCAGCUGCUCGGCUCCACCUUCUGCGACGUGCCGCAUCGAGCUGCCCUGCACCUCGGCCGCUGGGACCCUCUACCAGCUACGGACGCGAGCGGCGAGAUCCCGGAGUGGUCGGAGGACAAGCUGUGGAGCGCGGGGGCGCGGGUGCGCUGCGGCGGCGCGGGGUACGCGGCCGCCUCCCCCACGGUGGCCGCGCGACCCGGCUGCCCGGAGCACAUACGGUUUCACAGCGUCUUCAUAAACCCUUCGAAGCUACUAUGUCUGCUGUUGAGUCUGCACUUGUCAUUAAUCGUCUUACAACUAUGUUUGUUAUUCAGUUCGAUACCGUGGCAUAACUUUUUAUCGAUAGUGAUAUUACUUUUCAUCAAUUACUAUUCACUAUUCAAGAUGGUUCGAGAUUAUUUAGUCGCUUGGAAAGUGUAUAGAGCUGAAAAUAUAAUACAGGACAAAAAUAAUACAAUAUCGAUUUCUAAUUAGUAAUCAUAAAUACUAUAUUUUUUGAUUGCGCACAAAAUUUGAGAACUUGAUGGAUGUUUAAAUGUCUUUUACCAAUAACCACGUUACACUGAAAUUAUUUUGACAGGUGACAAAAUUUGCAAAUGUCAAAUAAUUAUAAAAUUGCUCAGAACAGAGAAAAAAUAAUUUGCAUAAAAACAAUUUCAAACAAAUUGUGCAGUAUAUAGUCACAUUCUUAUGUUUUAUUUUAAAAUAACUUUAUUUAUUUUAUGUAAAAAGCCGGAAGUAACCGGCCGUCGAAAAAAUAUGAUCCAAUUGAGUCGUCUCAUUGAUGUAGUUUAAUUUCAUUUGUUUUUCUGGUGUGCAUUUCCAAACAUUUUGUUUUUGGAUACAUGUUUAUUGUAAUCAAAAUUCAAAUUGGAAACAAAUGAAUUAUUUGACACGUUCACAUUAGUGAAUCUAAAAUGAUUGUGGUUGUGCUACAUGGUCCGUCGAUUUUUGGGUCGGGGAAACUGAAAAAAAUAUAUCUCGUAAAUCGUGAGUUUACGCAACUUGAAAUUUUUCAAAAAGCUUUCUAUUUAUGGGUACUAUCUACAAAAAAAUUGUGAACUUCCAAAUCGACUGACCAUAAAGGAACGUUUAGCCCUGAUUGUAUUGGCAGAAACUGUUGAACCAUCAUAUUUUUUUAUUUAAGACUGUAUGUAAUAUUGAGCUUCUAGUUAACUCUAUUUUCUAAGCACCAAGUUAUAUCAGUAUAUAUUAGAGAAAAUACAUCACAGGAAAUAGUAAAAUCUAAUGUUUAAUAAAAGAUGCAUCUUUAAUUCUAAUAAAACACAUGAAGAUUUAAAGACUGACUGACAUAAAUACAUAAGUUUGUGUAGAACCAAAACAAAUAAAUAAAUCCAUUUAGGACAAAAAUAAUUUGACCAAAGACAAAGAAACUAUAACUUAAUGGGAAAACUGUGUAUAAUAUAAAAAGGCAUUUCAGAGAUGGUCAAGCUGUGAUGAUCAGAGAUGGUGCACCAUGUUUUUGAUAAAACCACAUUGAAAUAAAUUUGCUUAGCGUAUCAUAGUGUAAUGAUAACAGUGAUGAAGAGAAGUAUUUUAAAUGCCAUGAUAAAAUUAAUAUUUUAUUUUACUGAGAACCAUAAUCUACACAUGAAUAACAUUUUGACCAUUUCAAAGAUUUUUGAGUAUCAACUUAUGAUUAAUUUUAACAAUAUUGGUAAAGGAUAUAUAAACAUCGAGUUGCAUAAUGAUUUCUGAAAGUGGCAAUUUGAAAUAAAAAAACAAUCAGAAUACACAAGCAAUCUACAUGGAUAACUUGCCAUAUUAUGUUAUGUAUUAUUUGUAAGGAGACUAUGUACUUGAACCUUGAAAAUCUCAUUAUUUCAUAGUCUAGUCAAUGGACUUGAUGUAAGUUUUAAAAUAAAUGAAUGAGUGUAU